Molecule: messenger RNA, 1745 nt
Organism: Xiphias gladius (swordfish)
Lineage: Eukaryota; Metazoa; Chordata; Actinopteri; Istiophoriformes; Xiphiidae
Gene: mycn
Product: MYCN proto-oncogene, bHLH transcription factor
Exons: 3
Coding region: 129-1514 (461 amino acids)
Biological process (GO): regulation of transcription by RNA polymerase II
Molecular function (GO): RNA polymerase II cis-regulatory region sequence-specific DNA binding; DNA-binding transcription factor activity, RNA polymerase II-specific; protein dimerization activity
Source: RefSeq, a predicted model, not a curated record
UCUGUGCUCCCAAAGUAGAUGACUGCUCCAAAUCUGGUGUCUGUAUUACUGACUGCGAGAUACGAGAAAAAUUUGGUUCGCACAAUAUCAUCCCAAGUCAGGACGAGGUUUUUCGAUUGUGGGAUAGAAUGCCGGCGAUCAUAAGUAAAAACUCCGAUUUGGAGUUUGACUCCUUACAACCGUGUUUCUACCCGGAUGAUAACGACUUCUACUUCUGUGGUCCCGACUCUGCGCCACCGGGGGAGGACAUCUGGAAGAAAUUCGAGUUGUUGCCCACGCCGCCCCUCUCCCCGAGCCGAGCCGCGCUACCGGGGGAGCCGGCGACCGCCUCCCCGGAAGCGGACCCUCUGGGCUUCGGCUUAGGGGACCCUCUGGACUGGGCGUCCGAGCUGCUGCUCCUGCCAGAGGAUGAUAUCUGGGGGGCGUCCGACGAUGGGGACCUUUUUGGCUCCGCUUUGGAUACUAACCCCAACAGCAUCAUUAUCCAGGACUGUAUGUGGAGUGGCUUCUCGGCCAGGGAAAAGCUGGAGCGGGUGGUCACGGAGAAACUCGGCAAGGCUAUUUCCACGGCCACGGCAGGCGGCAGGAACGUGUGCGUCAAGGCGCCGGAGGUGGUGAGCCGCAGCUCGGUGUCAGAGUGUGUGGACCCCACGGUCGUGUUCCCCUUCCCGGUCAACAAGAAGAACGGCAGCAGAGACUCGUCCGGGAGCGUUAGCACAUCCGCAUCUCACGGGAGCGCUUCCAGUGACUCCGAAGAGGAAGAUGACGAUGAAGCAGAGGAGGACGAGGAGGACGAGGAGGACGAGGACGAGGAGGAAGAGGAGGAGGAGAUUGACGUGGUUACGGUAGAGAAGAGGCGCUCCACAAUCAACAAGGCGUCACCCAUGGCGACGGGCACUGUCACCAUCUCUGUGCAUCCCAAGAGUCAAGACGCAAGAGGGAUUGUCUCGGGGUCUGGCGUGGUGAGUCGGUUCGUCAGCCGAGCACCUCAAGAGCUGAUCCUGAAGCGGAGCUCAGUCCACCAGCAGCAGCACAACUACGCAGCCCCCUCACCGUACGCGUCAGACGACGAUCCGGCGCCGCCUCCGAAGAAGCAAAAGACGUCAGACGCCCCGCGACCUCCCGCCAGAACCAUCUCUUCAUCCUCCUCAUCUUCCUCCACAUCCUGUAGCUCCGUCACCAGCACGUCAGGGGCACGCAGCAAGCGCAGCGCGAGCGGAGACAGCAGCCCACGCGGCAGCUCCGACUCAGAGGACAGUGAGCGCCGGCGUAACCACAACAUCCUGGAGCGCCAGCGCCGCAACGACCUGCGCUCCAGCUUCCUGACGCUGCGCGACCACGUGCCAGAGCUGGCGCACAAUGAGAAGGCCGCGAAGGUGCUGAUCCUGAAAAAGGCCACCGAGUACGUGAGCUCUCUGGAAACGGAGGAGAUGAGGCUCCAGCAUGAGAAGGACAGACUCCAGGCCCGCAGGCAGCAGCUGAUGCGCAGGCUGGAGCAGGCAAGGACUCGCUAACAGACAACUGCUACAACACAGAAACACUCACAUAUACCCUGGAUGACCCCCUCCUGUCUCAACUCAGUCUGUCUGAAACAACACACACAAACACACACACACACACACACACACACACACACAUAGGCCUUUACACUUCAGCACAGACACAUAGGCCUGCAUAUCUGUUGUACAUGUGCGCACACAAAACACAAUAUCUCAGAGGACGUUUAUCUUCAGAUGCCGACACAC